Messenger RNA from Exophiala spinifera, 1500 nucleotides. RefSeq lists its product as uncharacterized. The record is from RefSeq and is a predicted model, not a curated record. The transcript has a single exon. Gene Ontology annotation, biological process: nucleotide-excision repair. Lineage: Eukaryota; Fungi; Ascomycota; Eurotiomycetes; Chaetothyriales; Herpotrichiellaceae. Gene Ontology annotation, cellular component: transcription factor TFIIH core complex; transcription factor TFIIH holo complex. The coding region runs from base 1 to 1500 and encodes 499 amino acids. Gene Ontology annotation, molecular function: double-stranded DNA binding; ATPase activator activity.
AUGGCGGACACCACGCUGCAAUCAUGGGAAUACCUGGAAACGCUCCCGGGAACCCAGUUCUACCGGCUAUACAGAAGUCCCGCAUCAGCUCUGGCCAUAUUCAGGAAAAGACUCUCCAGCCUGGCCAAGACAUUUGUCAUGAUGCUUCUUUACAUGCCGCAGCCGAUGACUGUGAAGCAAUUGGAAUUGUUCGUCAAGGACGGUAGCCGCGGUGAACGAGAGCAUGCCUUGGAUCUGCUACACCGCUAUCACAUCUUCAGAGACGUCACAUCCACCUCAGGAAAGGCGUACAGUCUCACCCCGGAUUUCGCCAGAUCUCUCCGAAAGGCAUUAACAGGUGCCGGUGACAGCAAGUCAUUUGGGCAAGUUGCGAACGUUCCCGACAACGACAAGGUUCCCGUAUCAGAGCUGGACGAGUAUUCACGCCAGCGAUGGGAAGGGAUAUUGGGGUACAUGGUGGGAUCCUCAGCCACACCGCUCGACACAGGGCAGGCUGCAAUCGCGCCGUCACCUGGAGUCAUCGAGCUUCUCAAAGCGGGCCACCUCAUCGAGGUCUCAGGCACCUAUAGCCGGGGACAAGCCGCAAAGAUCACGAAAGAAGGCUUCGCCUUCGUGCUCCAGGACAUCAACACGCAAAUCUGGGCGCUGCUGUUUCUGUAUGUCGACAAUGCGGAAGUUUUCGAUAUGGACAAGGUCGAUGUCUUGUCCUUCCUCUUCCUAGUAUCGUCUCUAGAGCUUGGUCUGGCAUAUUCGACGUCAACGCUGGACGAGACUCAGCAGCGGUGUCUUUCCGAUCUAGUAUCGUUCGGAAUAGUGUAUCAGCCGAUGCUCGAGGACGGCACUCCCAUGGAUUACUUCUACCCAACUCGCCUAGCCACGACUCUCACAUCCGACUCGACAACGGCACUGUCAGCAACGAAUACCACGAUAGGCUCUUCCCUGUCCCCGUCGUCUUCAGGCGCUUCUAAGGGCUUCAUCAUCGUGGAGACCAACUACCGUGUCUACGCUUACACCUCGUCACCCCUGCAGAUUGCGCUGCUGUCACUGUUUGUCAAUCUACGCUCUCGCCACCCAAAUCUCGUUGCCGGCAAAAUGAGUAAAUCGUCCGUCCAACGCGCAGUACAAGCCGGGAUUACUGCGGAGCAAAUCAUCUCGUACCUGACCGCUCACGCCCAUCCGCAGAUGCGCCGGCACGCACAAGCCGAACAAGCUCAACUGCAAGCCCGGAACACCGACCAGGGACGCGUUGUCCCCAUCCUGCCUGCCACCAUAUUGGAUCAGAUCCAUCUCUGGCAGCUGGAACGUGAUAGAAUGACCACCACACAUGGAUUCCUACUCAAGGACUUCUCCAACAAUGCCGACUAUGAGGCUCCAUGCCGCUAUGCCGAUGAAACCGGCGUUUUGGUUUGGAAGAGCGACAAGAAGCGCAUGUUCUUCGUGAACCGCAUUGAAGGCGUACGACAGUUCAUGGCGGAUAGGAGGGCAAGCGCCCAAGGCUGA